Messenger RNA from Fomitopsis serialis, 1198 nucleotides. RefSeq lists its product as uncharacterized. Lineage: Eukaryota; Fungi; Basidiomycota; Agaricomycetes; Polyporales; Fomitopsidaceae. The record is from RefSeq and is a predicted model, not a curated record. The transcript has a single exon. The coding region runs from base 412 to 816 and encodes 134 amino acids.
AGUUUGAAGCUGAAGACACGCCGCGCAGUCCCCGCGUGGCGGGCUUCCACCGCACGAUCUGCGUGGACGUUGCGUGUACUCCCGCUGCCGUGCGAGGCCACGGUAGCCGGCGCGAUCGGUGCCACCUUCACGUUGACGGCCACGGUUGUUGUGGCUGCAGUGCUAUAGGCACCGCUUCCGCUCGACAGCUUUCGCGGUUCGCUCAGGCAUAGAUGCUGCGUCGGCGACGGCGACAGGACACUUCGUGGCUGUCCCUGUCGAGAGGGAAUAUUAUCGAUGAACGCACAACGUCCCCUCGAGUCGUUCAGCCAAAUCUCCAUCGCAGUCUGAGGACGCACGGCUCCCGCGGCGAGCUUCCACCCAUCGAUCGUCGCCUGCGUGUCCCCCGCAUCACCACUUCGGACUAGGCGCAUGACCCCGCGGUCUCCCAAUCUUUCAUGGCCCCAGCCUAAUCCUACCAAACUCGCCGUCUGUCCUCUACCGCACCCAGAUCUGAUUCCCCCCGCUCUGCACGAGCCGAUCUGCGGGCUCCCCCUCCCGGCCGAUUGGCCCAAUGUCGUAGGCGUAUCGUGUCGCCCGCCGCCAGCGAGCGAUCCGCUGCCCGGCUACUCAGUCCACGUCCAAAUAUACACGUGCGUGGUUUGUGUCGAGUCUCACCCCGUCCCCUUUUGUCGCGUCCGUAGCCUGUUUCGGGCGGCGACGCCUUCAGGUGGCGCCAUCGAUGUGAUUGCGAGUGAUGUCAAUCGGACGUCUGUGCGGCGUGGCGGUGGACGAGUUUGCGAGCCUCGCAGCGAAGCUGCCCCAAGAGUGUUGUGAAAUCCGGAUGGACGCGGACGGGUGGGUUCGUUCUACGACGGAUGUUUUAGUGCGUGAGAAGGUCUGGUCACUGGUAUCGUAGGACCGUGACUGGGAGACCGGUGUCCCAGCGCAAGGCACGGUAUGCCCGUCGCAGUUGGCAUGCCAUAUCCACCCAUCGAUAUCCAUUCAGUCCCAUUCACGCAGCGUGAUGAGAAGCCUAAUUGACUGGCCCGGGCGUGCCAGUGGAGUCACUAGUCACGGUGCCAGUUUGGCUGGGAUGCGUGUCAGUCAGGGCGUCGCCCAUGCUGGACGUCGCCUCUUCGCUGACUAUCCGCUCCUGAGUCAGCGCUCGCGGAGGAUUGGGUGCGAACGACACCCAGGGUUCCAUUCCAAUUAUCCG